Messenger RNA from Angiostrongylus costaricensis, 634 nucleotides. The record is from the annotation of a GenBank genome assembly. Lineage: Eukaryota; Metazoa; Nematoda; Chromadorea; Rhabditida; Metastrongylidae.
UGAGCUUCGCCUCCCUCUAUGGCGCAUUUCGCACCUCUAACAACUUUUUUUUAGCAGAUAUUGCGAUUUAUGCGGAGUCGGUGAACAAGUUGAGUCACAACUGAACGAUGGACUACAUCAGGUAGGAGGAUUCAAGAAACCAUGUCCCCUAGUCGCAAUAUUUCUUGAUAAGUGCAAGAAGAGCGACGAAAAGUAUAAGAUGAGAAAAUUGAUCAGUUUGCCAAAUAGGGACACGCUUGAACACUUCAUUCGAAAUAAGGUGAAAGGUAUCGAUGACGAAAUCAAAAAACGGCUCAACAAAGGGAGAGGUCGAUUUCAAGUGUUUCUCAAUCUCAUUGCAGCCGAUAAACCGUCAAUAUCGCAAAAACGCUGGUUUGAUAGCUCCAAGGAGUGCAAGUGCUGUAACACCGGUUCAAAUUCGUGCGGUUCACUCUCCUACCUCUACUGCAACAUCGAAGAUUGUAAGAGUGGCUGGGCUUUGCAAUGUCUCCACAAUACAGCCAGGAUAGCUGCUUGUUAUACCGUAGAGUUUAACUACAGAAUGACAACAUCGUACGCGGAUGUAGUGGAAUUUCUUCAACAGAAUGGCUAUCCAAAUCAGGAAGCUCACAUGACACAACCUAGAAUGAUGUAA